AUGAUGUCCUCCAAGUUGAUUGAUAUAGCAGCAUCAAAUGACCAGUCAAAACCUUACUGUAAACCUCUCUUUGAGUCUCUCAACUCUGUUGGCGUUCUUCGGCUUUCCUAUCAACAGUGGUUUGCAGAAAGUAACUACAACCAGACUGAUGUAUCCUCUUUUAUUCGCUUUUUGGAUUCUCUUCGCGUAUUGGAGAAGAAAAUUCUUUACGAAAUUGUUGGAUCACCUUCUUUCAGUGUGUUGAUUCAGUUGUACACUGAAGUUAUAGAAAACCACUCAUGCUUUUGGUCUGGUUUGGUCUCGUCUUCAGAUGAGUAUCUGUUAUUUUCCUUUUGGUCACUGAUAAAAGCAGUCAAAAAGUUGCACAGUUAUUUUCCUGAAGAAGUUCAAGUGGUUCUGGAGGAAAGCAAAAAUAUUAACAAGAUAACUUUGCAUGGUGACCCAGAAAAGUCUUUGCUAUGGGCUUAUGAGGGGCAUCCUUCCUUGCCAGUAUCUGCAGAGCUGUACCAUAAGCAGCAGGAAUUUCUACAGCUCUGCAGCACAGACGAUGAAGAUUAUGUAGCUGCUGUUCAGCUGGAUGAGAUAUACCAGACGUGUUUGGGGAGGUUGAAAUUAGAGAAGAAGAGACUGGAGGAUAGAAUGGGUUCCAGUGAGAUUGAUAAUAUCAAAAACAAAUCUGCUGUGUGCUGUGUUUUACGCCCAGAGAUUGUGGCUACAGGGUUUGGCUUUAACAGUUGGGUGAAGAUAUCUUUAAUUGCUAGCAGUGAAAGUAGCUCUUUAGAUGUAGAGUUACUUGAUGUACUUCAGAACCUCUUGGUGGCUCAAUCUACUGAACAGAAGGAUCUCGUGGACAUUCGAGAACUGCUUAAACCUGCUCUAGAGUAUUCAUUAUCCACAACAAGACCUCCACAGACUCUUGUAGCUCAUCAGAAACUCCUGUGGGCAAUUGAUGCACGUGCCUCUGUACUAGGAGUUGACACCAAAAUUGCUGGUUUUGUUCUCGAGAUGUGGUACUGGUGGCAUUCUGUUUUGUGGAAAAAUAGUCAAAUCGGUCUCAUGAGCCUACAGAGUAUCUCAGAGAUCGGCAACUGUUGGAUUCUGUCACCUUCUAUGCUGAUUCAGCCUGUUAAAACAGCUACAGUUGAUCAGAUUCUGGAAAAUGCUUUUCCUGUGAAGGAUUAUCCUGUUCAAUCAAUGAAACUUCUUUCUGCUUCACGAUUGCUAUGGAAAAGCUCACAACCCUGUCAAGAGAUGCAUGGUUCUCUACUGUCAAUAGCGCGUUCCCUUUUCCAACAGAUGAUAUAUACGCAUCAAAAGUCGUUUGAGCCAGAAAUUUUUGAGGCAAUUAAGUCAGCAUUUCAUGCGAUCGAAAAGAAGCAGAACAAGAUGGAGGGCAUUCAGUUUCUCAUCUCACAGAUCGGCUCAUCAAGCCAUCAGAAAUUGAAAUCUGUUACUCACUCAUACGUCUCACCAUUGGCGAUAUAUCUUUAUUCUGAGUGCUCAUCAAAUGAAUUCUAUCCCAAUCUUGGCCUGGCCUGGAUUUAUCUUGGAGGAUUACGCUUCCAUCUUUUGAAUGGCUUUGAUGUUAUAGAUCCAGCCAUGAAGAUCAUUUGCAAGCUGUUAGAACUGGAAGAGAAAAUUUCAUCGCUGGAGCUAAAAAUCAAGGUCCGGGGAGAAUGUGAGUAUCUGUCUGGAUUGCUUUAUACUGAAAACAAUGAAGAAAGAACUGCACAUAAAUUAUCUAAGCUCAAGGCUGAGCAUAAAAGAUUACAAAGAAAGGUUACUUUUCGCUCUGAUACUAAAAAGUACCAGGAUUUGAGAAGAGCGCUGGAUGAGUUUGCAGGAUUUAUCACACGUCCCAUAAGUCUGAUUAACAGUGUUAAAGUUCUUGACUGGAACCAGGUUGUCGAGCAAGUUCUUGAUUAA
Arabis nemorensis is the source of this 1926-nucleotide messenger RNA. The record is from the annotation of a GenBank genome assembly. NCBI's taxonomy places the organism in Eukaryota, Viridiplantae, Streptophyta, Magnoliopsida, Brassicales, Brassicaceae.